ACACACCCUAUUGCUUUAUCCGGAGCUACAUCUUACCGGAACUUGAUGUGGCUAGUAGCGGGUUUGUUCGGGUAUUAGGCCUACAACCUUACAAAAACACGGCCAUUCCCACAGUAUUUUACAUUAUCUUGUUACUGAAAAAAACUCCCGCUGGAGUUUCAGUUGAGAACAAAAGUGCUCCACUAGCACAAAGGGGGGGUUAAUUAGAUUCCACUUGCAUGUUCACAGCUUUUUGUAAACCCCGAGGUGUGCGUUCUCCCGUUGUACAUUGUAGGACUACUGAUUGACAAUUGAAUAUAGCCAAUAGAACACAAGAUUUUAUCCUGCAAUUAACACCUCUUAAUCAAUCUCCUGCAAACGCCGUUGGUUUGACUUAGUUUUUAUCGGGAACACAUGGGUGAAACAGUUAACUCUGUUUUUUUUUCAUAACCUCAUUCGGUUUAAAGAAACCUUAAGAAAUACAGUAUGUACGUUGUAAUUUUAAAAGCUAUAGUUCUUACGUUCUUUCUUGGUUUUUGCUACGGAGGCAAGUCUGAAGAUUUGAGAAAACAAGAAAAGUGGUUUCUGAAUUCAUUGGGUCUUUCUAGCCGCCCAAAGCCUUCAGACAAUUUAGCAGUACCUUCCUUAUUAUGGAAAAUGUUCAAGACAAAGACGAGCUCCAAGCCAUCCCUUGAAGCAGAAAAUGAUUCCUGCAGGAUAUCAGAAUUCGAUGUCCGUGGAAAUAUCGUGCGAUUUAUUCAGGACCAAGGUAGAGUAAUUUCUGGAUCAAGCCGCCAGUGUUCAACGUGUGUAGAAAAGCACAUUUACUUCAAUGUUUCUGUGCUUGAAGAGGUUGAGAAGCUCACGUUGGCUCAGCUGGAAAUAAAAUUCAACCAGAAUUUACGUCGAUUCUCGAUAAAUCCACCCAUAUUCAUUAUCUCACUAUACAAAGUUCAGAAGACAGCAUUGAAAGGAAUGUCGCGCAAAUCCAAUCGGAAGCUGCUGCUGUCACAGACUUUUCAACUUGUUCCUGGAUCCAUCACGUUGGACUUGACGGCUGUCGCAGAGGCCUGGAGAAAACCCGAUAAAAACUAUGGGCUUGUUCUUGCUAUUCAUCCCAGUGAUCCAAGUAACGGCAUGGACCCUUUUAAAUUGCCGAAUUCAGGAAAUGACAUUGGGCAUAAUUUUAUUGGAACUCUACCUCAGUUUUACACGUCACUGAUCGUUGUUUCUUUGAACCCCCAUCAGUGCAGAUCUAGAAUAAAAAGAAGUGCCUAUUAUCUGCCUGUAACUCCUAGCAACAUUUGUAAACCAAGGCGACUGUACAUUGAUUUCAAGGAUGUAGGUUGGCAAGAUUGGAUAAUUGCUCCUCAGGGGUACAUGGCUAAUUAUUGUCAUGGAGAAUGCCCAUUUCCCUUAAGUGAAAGUCUUAAUGGUACUAACCACGCAAUUUUACAAACUCUACUCCAUUCCUUCGACCCAAAUGGUACCCCUCAACCUUGCUGUGUUCCUAUUAAAUUGUCUCCUAUUUCAAUGCUGUACUAUGAUAACAACGACAAUGUUGUAUUAAGGCAUUACGAAGAUAUGAUAGUGGAUGAGUGUGGAUGCAGGUAAUUCAUACAAUGUAACGUUUUGAAUUUAGAUUAACAAUUUUUAACAAGUUAACCUACUUCUAAAUACAGAAUAUCGCAUGGUUAGCGUUUAUCACGGAUAAAACGGGAUCGAUCAAGAUUGAUUAUUUUUAUUAAUAUUGUAAUAAUCAAGAACUCCCGAAAUCAAACUAUUGGGUCUGAAUAUCUUAUUUUACCUGAUAAAAGUUUUAAAUUAGCAAUUGACAAUUUAAUCUUAUCUUAACAGCCUCUGUAAAUCGUUUUUCUGAAUUGUAAAGUAGAUAUGAUUACAGACCAAAACAUAACUACAUUUAUAUAUUUUUUUUCUCUGCUUCCAUUUAAAAGAGGUGCUGAAUAAAGUGACAUAAAAAGUGAAGUAAUACCGGCGUCAGAAGUUGUUUUUAGUAGUUGAUGGUGACUGGCUAGGUCACAAAACCUAAUUAAAAAAAAUAGGUUUCAAAAUUUGAAUCCUUUAAAUGCGAACUAAGCAGUCAGAUGGUUUUCAUCUUAACAGUCAAAUUGUAUCUCCCUGAAAAUAAUUAGUUCUGCCUUUAGGUAGGCCUAUGUUUUGCCCCAAUGCUACUUUUUAUUCAUUUGUGACUGAAAGGAAAGGAGAGGAGAUCUUCCCAUUUCUCUAAGAGAAGAUCUUGAUUAAAUGUGCCGAAUCUGGUCCACUGGUUCACAGUUUCCUCAACGUAGGUAAAGCAGCUGAAUUAACUUCACAGCCUGUCUUUAUUCUGCGCGUUUUCGUUAAGUGUGUAUUACCUGUCUGUAUUGCUCUUAUCCAUUCUUAAAACCCUUUACUUAAAUAAGUAUGGGUGCUCUUGAGGUAUGUUUACUGUAUUUUAUUACAGUUUGCUAAUACAUUCGUUAUUUGGUCAGUUUUAAAGAAUUUGAAUUCAAAGUCAAUAAACUUUAAAGCUCUAAUACAUCGUUGUUAUUCCUCUUGAUGUUUCUGUGACUGCAGUAAUUUAAAUAUGUAAAGGUAUGCAUGCAUGUGCUUUCCUUGUUCAGUUUUAACAAGC
This is a messenger RNA of Lepisosteus oculatus (spotted gar), 2614 nucleotides long. It is a transcript of the gene gdf3, whose product is annotated as growth differentiation factor 3. Gene Ontology annotation, molecular function: cytokine activity; growth factor activity. Gene Ontology annotation, cellular component: extracellular region. The record is from RefSeq and is a predicted model, not a curated record. Lineage: Eukaryota; Metazoa; Chordata; Actinopteri; Semionotiformes; Lepisosteidae.